AUGGUUAUACCAAAGCACUUGAAACUAUGUGAAGUGAUUGGACGUCAAUAUGGAAGAUCGGCAUCAUUAGCUACCGUUGAUGAUGCGAAAACACAACAGUUUCUUACAGAUUUAAUGAUCAAAAUAAAUUCCAUUGGAAUGUACAUAGGAUUAAAUGACCUUGUAACUGAAGGGACAUUUCACUGGGUAGCCAACGGCAAGCAGGCAACAUACUUUAACUGGGGACCUACCCAACCAAACAACAGAGGGGGAAACGAAAAUUGUGUAGCUAUGCGAGUUGAUCCAGUUAUAGGCUUCAAUUAUUCUUGGACAGAUGGUCCUUGCACAGUUCCAACCACCUACAUUUGUGAAAUGGUGGCAGCAGAUAUUGGAAACCUUCUCGGAUAGCCGUAAUUGUCAGCAAUUGUAUUAC
This is a messenger RNA of Mytilus californianus (California mussel), 412 nucleotides long. RefSeq names its product perlucin-like. The transcript has 4 exons. NCBI's taxonomy places the organism in Eukaryota, Metazoa, Mollusca, Bivalvia, Mytilida, Mytilidae. Bases 1 to 387 code for a protein of 128 amino acids. The record is from RefSeq and is a predicted model, not a curated record.